UCAUUUUUUUCCAGGGAGCUGACAGAAUUUAUGUUGGCAAAUAAUUGUUUUUCUUGUCAGUAGAAAAUAUGAAUACUGCUGCACAAGGCCUGGGAGCCUUUUUGCCAGAGGAAACCAAGCAGAAAAUCAUUGAGGCAUUUCUGGUGUUUGAUGAAGAGAAUGUCAAGAUGGUGGAUGUGAGAGAAGUAGGUCCAAUCAUGAGAUCACUAGAUCUGUGUCCCACAGAAAGGGAUGUAAGAGAGGUGGUGGAAGAAAUGGAUGAUCCUCAGAUUCCAGGUGGAAUGAUAAGUUUGGAAAGGUUCUUACCUGUCAUGAUUUCUGUGUUUUUGAAUAACAGGUUCAAAGCUCCUGAGAAAGAUACUGUGAUGGCAGCUUUUGAGGCAUUGGAUGUGGAAAAGAAGGGCUAUUUGACAGCGGAUGAGUUGACAAAAUAUGUAACUGCAAGUGGUGGUGAGCCUUUCUCUCAGCAAGACCUGGAUGAAUUGCUCACUGCUGCUGUGACAGUCAAUCCUGAUGGAAGCCAAGUUGUUGAGCGUCCUUUCCCCGUCAGCCUGGACGGUUCACCGAGGAAAUUUCUCGGGAAAAUGGCUACCUGGUACACGGAAGAACCGCAUUCCCGAAUAAUCCCGAGCCCACCGCAACGUGUUAAUCGAAAUCGCACACUCCACAUCAACUUACGGAAUCAGAUUCUGGACCUGGCCUACGAGUCUCUAGCGGCUGAAGUUCGUGGCGUAGAAAUGUGCAAUAAAACCACGUUAGACUCGGCUAUAGAGAACUACCUUUCAAUCGUUCCUCAUGAACGCCGAUUCCAGUUCGCCACUUGCGUCGAAAUCUUCCAGCGUGGGCUCCAAGUCACACCUUUCUUUCUGGAUGCCUUCCAGCAAGCUUGGGAACACUUGGCCUUGUAUGCUGCAAAUUUCCUCAUGUCCCCGUGGAGACCCGAAUUCAAAACACUCCGGUUGUAUACCGGGUUCUUUCGUCAUUUCGUGGAGCCUGCAUUACCUGAAAGCUACCGGGUUUUCGCUCUGAUGGGCUAUUCCAUGGUUCUUGGUGAGAACAAUCUGGUUUUACGGAUCAACGGACCUCUGGAUUUGGGAACGAUCCUCAGUGUAUAUGUCGACUGUCUCAUUGCUUCUUGUGAAUGCCAGGUCAUGGCGGCAGUGUUGGAAAAGUUGCAAGAUUCUCCAGCCACUCUCCAACACGUUAUCCAAGCCCGAGAAAAAUUCGCUGCCAACGUAGACCAAACCGCUGCAGCGAUUCGCCAAGAGUUGCGAAUGGAAUCCCAGCUCAGAUGCGAAGAUUGUCUUGUUCCACGUCAUCCUUUGCCUCCUCGUCGGAGAAACAGACGAGACAACCAUCAACAACAACAACAACCUUUGUUGGUUCCCUCGGAAGAACCUCUGUGGAAUAAUGCGUAUCUCCCGCGCAAAGACCCGGUCUGGACCUCACCUAAGCCCGUGUCCCCGAAAACCCGGGAUUUGCAUCCCUCGGGUGAAGAAUCCGCAGAGUCUUGGAGUUACGUUUACGAUGCACUGAAAAACACUUCUUCUGCGGAUCCACCACGAUCACCAGAUCCGAAACCCGCGCUUCCCAAAAAGCAGAAUAAGGACGUGAAGCUGAAGCCUCAAGCUAAUAAGUGGUCGUGUAAAGCGUGUACUUAUUUGAACCCCGAAAAUGUGAAGAUCUGCGGGAUGUGCGCCAAGUCGAAAGACGUGUGCAGUGUUGAUUUGAAGAGUGAUGUCGAAGAUUCUGCGAAUGUCGAGUGCUCCAAGUGUACGUUUCUGAAUGCGGAAAAUGCGGCCAAUUGCGCCAUGUGUGGUGAAAUGCUGGAAGUGGAGUAUUUUUUGCAACAUUUCGUAUUUUUCUAUGGCCUUGUCUUCGGAGAAAUCAUGCGGGAACGAUCUCAGGGAAGUUCGGAUGUCAUCGAUGCCCUCAAGGCUAGAGUGGCCAAAGUUGAGGAAGAACUUGAAGACGUGUGCAGAGAAAAUGAGGGCUUGUCUCUGGAGCUGAUACAGUGUCAAAGACGACUCUUUGAUGCCAACAGAGAACUGCUGAGAAUUCAGGAUAAUUCCGUGAAUAAUGAUUUGUCUGGGGAAGUUGAGGAGCUGAGACAACAGGUCAAACAACUCAGGAAGGAGCGUGAUGAUGUUGCAGCUGUUUUAUCCAAAGAACAAAAUGACUCUGAAACCACAGAAAAACUAGCCCUGGUCAAGACCAUGAAGGUUGAGCUCCUGAGGAUGCAAGAAAUGCUUCAAAGGAGGGACCAUCAAAUAUCCUUUCUUUCCACCACCGCAAUGUCACUCAGUUCCAAACUCUCUGAAAGCCUGAAAAGUUUGGAGUUUAUGAAGAAUGCGAAUCAAAGGAUGAUGAAGAGGGAGAAAGAACUUGGUGGGAAGUUGAGUGCAGCAGAUGUGAGAGUGAAUGAAGCUGCUCAAACCAUCAAAUCCUUGUCCAAUGACUUGCAUGAUGCCAGGACCAAAGCCAGGGAACUGGAGUUGAGGCUGAGAGAUGCCAUUGAAGUUGCCAACACUGCUAUUCAGGAGAAGGAUGUUGCUGAGGAGUCUGAGGAAUCUGCAAGAACCAGAUGUGAUGAGAUUGUAACCAGCUUCAAGACCUUUGCUGAAGAAGCUAUUGGAAAUGCUCACCAGGAAAUGGAGGAGUACAGGAAAAAGUACUGUGAUGCAGUUGAUGAUCUUAGGCUGAAGCUGACUGAAGUACAAAAGGAAAAGGAGCAGUUGAAACAAGAACUGCAUCAGUUUGCUAAAACCAAGUCAGUGAGUCUGCAGACACCUCCUCAGUAUCCUGAAUUCUUGCAAGUGCAGCAAGAAAAGUGUCAGCUUGAAGAUACCCUGAAAGAUGUCAGGGAUGACAUGGAGUCUGCAAAGCGGAAGUGGGCCAGGCAAAGAGACCUGUUUGAAGAGAAACUGGGACAUGUGGAGAAGGCGCUUAUUGAGGCCAGGGCUGCCAACAGUGCAAAGCAUGAUGAAGUGGCCAUGCUGAAGAAGGACCUGAGGGCUGCCAACAGUGCUGUUGCUGAAUGUGAACUCAAGCAGAGGAAUGUUGUGGAGGAUCUGAGAAGAGCAUUGGAUAAUCGAGAGGAAGUCAUAGAGUUGUUGAAGCGAGAACACAGUGACAAGAUGGCGGUGACUGAGAGUUCUUCUCUGCAAUCCGUCGUGGACUUGAAAAAGAUGCUGGUGGAGCAAAGACGUCUGACAGACAAAUGGAAGGACGAGGCACAGUUGUUGUCAAAGAAUUGUCAGGAGAGAAUUAGUCAAUUGAAGAAGGAUAUGAAAAAGUUGCGGGAGGAGAAGCAUGAACUGUUGGCUCAGUUGAAGAUGAAGGAGCUGGAGUUCAAAUUCUUGUUGCACAAUCACAGUCAAUUGCAGAGACAUGAGUCGAUUUCCCCUUAAAGCCGUCAUGACUCAUGUAUUUCAACUUUGAAAUUUGUUUCAAUGUAAAGGAUGUGUUCAAGAAUGUGAGCACAUGAGCUUUAUAUCCUUGUACCUUAUUUUCAAUACAUUUAGCAGCAAGAAAGGGAAUUCAAUCAAUUUCCUUCAAAAUCAAGUGUUUUAGAAAUUAAUUUUAAAAUGUUCAAAAUUUAAUUACUUGAAGUGUAUAUUUUAAUACAGUAGCUGAAUGUCAAUUUGAAGAAAUUUUAUACAUUAGAUUCAGG
Molecule: messenger RNA, 3673 nt
Organism: Notodromas monacha
Lineage: Eukaryota; Metazoa; Arthropoda; Ostracoda; Podocopida; Cyprididae
Source: the annotation of a GenBank genome assembly